AUGAUAAACCUCCAUUUUUGGAGUCUUAUAUCGUCAGGAAGUCGUGCAGAUCAGCCUCAGAAUGAUGAGCUUGUUGUUAUGGGACUCAAGAGUCUUAGCAGUUUGGAGGCAACUGUUGGUGUCUAUGAAGAAACUGUUAGUUGUGUAACUGUUCCGAAGGUGACUCUGACUUUCCUAGCGCUGGAGACGAUUUAUUAUUAUCGAGAACACGAGAUCAGGGCAAGUCCGAUUGCAGGACUAUAUCAACACCUGCGAGGUAAUGAGACAAUGCCCUUCAAGCAGGUAAUCACCAUCGUUCACACUUUGGAUUCAUCAGAACUCGGUAGAUGCUUAUUGGCCGAACGCGUAGGAACUUAACUUGUCGCA
This is a messenger RNA of Cylicocyclus nassatus, 366 nucleotides long. Lineage: Eukaryota; Metazoa; Nematoda; Chromadorea; Rhabditida; Strongylidae. The record is from the annotation of a GenBank genome assembly.